Messenger RNA from Brugia pahangi, 849 nucleotides. The record is from the annotation of a GenBank genome assembly. Lineage: Eukaryota; Metazoa; Nematoda; Chromadorea; Rhabditida; Onchocercidae.
AUGUCAUACAGAGAAUUAAGAAAUAUGGUGGAACAGUUACGGGUUCUUGGUUACCCACGACUUGUUUCCAUGGAAAAUUUUCGAACACCAAAUUUUAAAUUGGUCGCCGAAAUAUUGGAAUGGUUAGUGCAUAGAUACGAUGCGCAAAUUUCCAUUCCACUUGUGAUUGAAACAGAGCAAGAACGAGCAUUUUUUAUAAAAUCAGCUACAUUUUAUAUUCUUCAAAAAGCUCGAAUUAAACUUAAUCCCAAGAAAUUGUACAUGGCAGAUGGAUAUGCAGUUCAAGAGAUUGCUGUUGUUAGCGAAGAGAUAAAAAAAUGUCAACAAUUAGCAUUACAAAUUCCAAAUCAUGGUGCAACACUGUAUGACCUUUUGGCAAAAGAGGUCACUGCAAGGGUUGAACGAAACAAAGCAUUAUCAUUCUCGUUAAGUUUAUCAGAUGGUGAAAAAGCUAUUUUACAAGCUACUCAAGCUAUACAAGAGGAAUUAGCUGUAAUAAAUCACAAUUUGCAAAAUGUUAGUUCGGAUGAAGCAGCAUUGGAUGCAAAAAUUGAACGUCGAAAGAAGGAAUAUGAUCAGCAACAAAAACGCUUAGCUAAAUUACAAUCAUUUCGUCCUCAAUGUAUGGAUGAAUACGAGAAAUAUGAAAUGAAAUUGAAACAGCUAUAUGCUAUUUAUGUAUUAAAAUUUAGAAAUGUAUCAUUUUUACAAGGAUUACAGAAUGAAUUUGAUCGAGCAGAACACGAACGAAAUGUAGAAGCUGAACAAAAUAUGCGCAAUAUGGUGGAGCGCAUGCGAGCACAAGAAUUAAUACUUCGAGAAGCACAGUAUGUGAUAUUUAAUUAUUAA